AUGCCGGUCAAGGACUUUUUGAUUGGAAACCUCUUACGUCUUAUAAAGAUGCACAUACACGGCACAAUAUUUUGGACGAUUGCCGUGCACGCAUUCCACCAUCAAGACGGAAUCUACGGAAUUUUGACUCAAAGUAUAGGUCUUCCUCAAUCGAAAGCACUUGAGUUUAUCUCAGGAUACGGCCUAUCUUUUUGCUUGGGAGCCUCGAUGUGGUCGGGAUUAGAGAUUGCUUCAUGUGCAGUGAACAUCGUUGAGGCUGUCUUUUGGCCAAUUGCGCGAAAGGUUUUACCUAGCGAUUGGGCACCUCAAGAUGAAUUUGAUACGACUCGCUACCCUGAGCUUUUCUCCACUCCAUGGGCUCGUGAGAGUAUGUCUGACUUUUGGGGAAGAGGUUGGCAUGCACUGUUCAGAAGAGACUUGAUUUUCUGCGCUGCCAUGCCAUUGGGGAAGCUAUUCGGGCGCUUUGGAAAAGUAGCCGGCCAAAUCGGGGGCUUGAUAGGUGCGAUGGGCUUGAGUGCGUUUAUGCACGAGUAUGCAAUUGCUUCCAUCAGUCGAGCACGCUGGGACUAUGAGAUCGCAGCAUUUUUUAUGCAUUGUGCCUUUGUGAUGUUAUUCGAGACGAUGCUUGAGAGAUUUACCAAGUUCAAGAUUAGCGGAAUCUUCGGCCACGUCUGGACAUAUGGAUGGUUGAUGUACCUCGGAAAACCUGGCAUGGACCUUUGGAUGGUGCGUGGGCUGGGCGAAGGAAUGACCCCUGUAUCUCAAUGGACAUGGAAACGAUUUGUCUUUCCAGCAGGAACACUCAUGCCCAAUGAGUGGCUUGAUGUAUUCAUCCCAUUCUGA
Molecule: messenger RNA, 843 nt
Organism: Melampsora larici-populina 98AG31
Lineage: Eukaryota; Fungi; Basidiomycota; Pucciniomycetes; Pucciniales; Melampsoraceae
Exons: 4
Coding region: 1-843 (280 amino acids)
Biological process (GO): lipid metabolic process
Source: RefSeq, a predicted model, not a curated record